AUGGGAGAGAGCAUGUCCAAGAGGCUGAAGCUACAGCUGGGCGGCGAGGCGGAGAUGGAGGAGCGGGCUUUCACCAACCCCUAUUCCGACUACCAGCCCCAUGGAGCCGCAGCCGCCGCCUCCCCCAGCGCGGUGGACGGUCACCGGGACAGAGCGCUGCUCCGGUCGGAAGAGGAGUCCCUCCCCUUCGGCGCCGAUGGGAAGGUCAGUGCUCAGUUCUCAAAGAGAAUCCAGGCAAAAAUCAAGGACCUUCUGCAACAAAUGGAGGAAGGGCUGAAGACAGCAGAUCCACAUGACUGCUCUGCCUACACUGGCUGGACUGGUAUUGCCCUCUUAUACCUGCAGCUGUACCGCGUCACGAAGAACCAGAGCCAUCUGCUGCGAUCUCUUGAUUACGUGAAGAGAAUCCUUCGCAAUCUGAACGGCAGAAGAGUUACGUUCCUCUGCGGGGAUGCUGGGCCGCUGGCAGUGGGUGCAGUGGUUUAUCACAAGCUGAAAAAUGACAGUGAAUCUAAAGAAUGCGUGGCCAGGUUGUUGCAGCUCCAAAGGACAGUCAUAAGCACAGAUGCUGAGCUUCCAGAUGAGCUGCUUUAUGGCAGAGCAGGUUACCUGUAUGCCUUGCUGUACCUCAAUACAGAAAUCGGCCCAGACACUGUCCCACAGUCUGUUGUCAAAGAGGUGAUAGAUGCUAUCAUUGAAUCGGGGAAGAACUUCUCAAAGGAGGAGCGGAAAACAGACCGCUGUCCUCUGUUGUACCAGUGGCACAGGAAGCAGUAUGUUGGAGCAGCCCAUGGAGUGGCUGGCAUCUAUUACAUGCUCAUGCAGCCAGUUGCAAAUGUGGACCAGGAGACCCUGACGGAGCUGGUGAAGCCAAGCAUUGACUACGUGCGCCAUAAAAAAUUCCGAUCCGGCAAUUACCCGUCGUCACUGAGCAACGAGACUGACAGGCUGGUUCACUGGUGCCAUGGUGCCCCUGGGGUCAUCCACAUGCUCAUGCAAGCUUACAAGACUUUCAAAGAGGAUAAAUACCUGAAAGAUGCCAUGGAUUGCAGCGACGUCAUCUGGCAGAGAGGUUUAUUGAGGAAAGGAUAUGGGAUCUGCCAUGGUACUGCUGGCAAUGGCUACUCCUUCUUGUCUCUCUAUAACCUAACUCAGGACAAAAAGUACCUCUACCGAGCUUGCAAGUUUGCAGAAUGGUGUCUGGAGUAUGGUGCACAUGGAUGUCGUAUUCCUGACCGACCUUACUCUCUCUUUGAAGGCAUGGCUGGAGCUAUUCACUUCCUCUCAGAUAUUUCAGUACCGGAGACUUCCCAGUUUCCAGCAUUUGAACUUGGACCUCAAAGGAGGGAAAACAAAACAGAACAGGACAGCUAA
Molecule: messenger RNA, 1374 nt
Organism: Indicator indicator
Lineage: Eukaryota; Metazoa; Chordata; Aves; Piciformes; Indicatoridae
Gene: LANCL2
Product: LanC like glutathione S-transferase 2
Exons: 9
Coding region: 1-1374 (457 amino acids)
Biological process (GO): peptide modification; carbohydrate metabolic process
Cellular component (GO): plasma membrane
Source: RefSeq, a predicted model, not a curated record